CAAUUCCAUUGCCGAAGGGGGGGUCGAGGGCCGCCGAGGAGGUCGCCGAGGGAGCGACUAUUAUCUCCAAAGGGAGGGGGAGGACAAUUGAGGAAGGAACCAUUGCGGAAUCUGCGGGGGGAGGCGUUCCCUCCCGUUCUCCCGCAGGUGGAAGGACCUUCAGCUCCCAGGGCCGCAGGGGUGAUAUGGCCCCCGACCACCUGUCCGUGAGGCAGAUGCGGGAGGAAGAGAAAGCCCUCGUCGUGGAGCUGCUGAAGGAUGGGGUGAAGGACACAGAGAACCGCGUGGCCCUCCACGCCCUGACUCGGCCUCCCGCCCUCCUGCUCCUGGCCGCCGCCAGCAGCGGCCUCCGCUUCGUCCUGGCCUCCUUCGCCCUGGCCCUGCUUUUGCCCGUCGCCCUGGCCGUGGCCGCCCUCAAGCUGAUGGUGCGAAUGCGAUGGGGCUCCCUGCCCUCGCCCUGCGGCCCGGGAGGCCCCUGGGUGGCCGUGUGGGGCUCCGACGACGUGUGUGGGGUCCUGGCCCUGAGCCCCGGGGCCGCCGGGGGCAGCCUGUCGGUGGCGCGCCUGGCCGUGGCCCGCUGGCACCGUCGACGCGGCGUGGGCACGAAGCUGCUGGCCUUCGCCGAGGCCCGCGCCCGGGCCUGGGCCCGCCAGGAGGGCGGCCCCCGCGCCAGGCUCACCGUGCCCGCCCCGGUGGGGGCCCGAGGGGCCACGGCGCUCCUGGAGGGAAGAGGUUACCAGCCCGAGGGGGGCUGGGGCUGGAUGGGCCACACGUUUGUCAGGGAAUUCACCAAAGAAUUCUGAGCGCCACGGUGAGCCCUGGGCCCGGCGCGGGGACUGGCGCCGGACUGUCCCCUCCCGGGAGGAACCGUGGGGACUCGGCCCUCCCCCUCCACAAGCUGCCCCUCUGGGGGCCUCGACACCCCCCAGAGCCUCAGGCCUCCGAUGAAGCUGAGCCCUGCCGAGCCCUGCCACCGUCCUUGCCUUGUUCUCCCAGAAGCCCCCCGGAGCCCUGCAGGCCCUCCCGCCCCAGCUGACCUGCAGCCUCCCCCUCUCCCAAGGCCCUCGGUGACCUCCCCUUUUCCGGGGGCCCUCCGGUGGGGGCCUGGCCAAGGCCCUGUGCCCCUUCUGGAGAAGAGUCUGUGUCUGCCUGGGGUCUCCCCUUCCCUUCUCUCCCCUCACGUCUGUUUUUAUGCCCAUUGUUAAUAAACUCCGAGGCCGCCGCCUCCCUCCCCCUGA
This is a messenger RNA of Antechinus flavipes (yellow-footed antechinus), 1238 nucleotides long. It is a transcript of the gene NAT14, whose product is annotated as N-acetyltransferase 14 (putative). The record is from RefSeq and is a predicted model, not a curated record. Lineage: Eukaryota; Metazoa; Chordata; Mammalia; Dasyuromorphia; Dasyuridae. Gene Ontology annotation, molecular function: N-acetyltransferase activity. The coding region runs from base 186 to 803 and encodes 205 amino acids. The transcript has 2 exons.